Molecule: messenger RNA, 6164 nt
Organism: Porites evermanni
Lineage: Eukaryota; Metazoa; Cnidaria; Anthozoa; Scleractinia; Poritidae
Source: the annotation of a GenBank genome assembly
AUGUCCACCGAAAUAGACCAAAUGGUCAGCACGGUCAAGGUAACUAUACUGAGAGAGUCAAAGAGAAAAGCAUUCCAACUAUAAAGCAUAUCUUCAGAUCGAGUGUAGAAUUACGAAGGGCCAUGGUGAGAAACGGAGUUGAAUACCUAUUUUGCUUUUGGUAUAUUCCGCUGUACACAUUGCAUGUUUGUUAAUGGACAUUUCAUAACCUGGUCACGGGUCUUGUUAUUUAUUUUGACUAAGGAAACAGAUGAUAUUUAAAAAAAAAAGAGUUAAAAAGAAGAGACCCACGAUGUUUUAAAUUAAAUUUCCCUUAUCUUUACUCUUGGCGACGUAGUUAAUGCUCAAACUUGGGAGGUAUCCCCCCAAAAAAAUCCAGUCGAGCCACCUUAAGAUCGAGUUAACUAGUUCGAGUUACCAAAAUAUGUCGUUUUUUAGUGGCACCCAACGACGGUUUUCUUCUAUAAAUACACUGAAAACACUUUUGAGGCUCGAUCCAGAGUACUCGCAUUUAGAUCUCUAGAAAUGCAUUUUAGUAGAGCUAUAGAUUUUGUACCUGUUCGGACAGCCUAGGGGAACUUGAUUCUUUUCGAAAUUACAAGGGCUUCAGUUCUGUUUUACCGAAAAUUUUAGAUGCAAGAUGACGUACCAUGAAAGUAAGGAUCCCCGUUAUUCCUCUCUCCAUCACAUUUUAAAAUCCGAAGAUAUUCCGACAAAGCAUUUAUCAAGGUGAAGUCAUUUAGUCUUAAAUACGAGAAAAAUUAAGACAUCCUUUUUCACACAAUCUCGCCUUAACCUGGAAGGCUGAGCAUGAGGGUUGAAAUAAACCUUAUAUGAGAACGACCUCAAUAUAAACCCAGCUGUCUUAGCUAAACAGAAUACUAAACCUUUACGAAGAAAAACAACAAAGAAGGAAGGGUCGGCUUGUCAUAAAAUAUCCGAAAACGAGAAAACAAAACAACUCGUCCCAUCUGAGUCGCCGCUGAUUUAACAGACAACUAAAUUUUAAAUUUUAAAUUUGACAUCGUCAACACAAGUGUAAUCUUAACACGUACCAGUAGUCAUUAGAACUAAAAUCAACAAAAGCUCGGUAAACUGUUAAUUUUAGUUACACAUCGAAAGUAUUAGAUAUUUACCCACACCUACGACCUCUACCCACUACCCACGACAUCUAGCUACACUUCCACCAAACUGGAAAGGUCGUGCUGCAAAAUAUAAUAGUAGCUGUAGAUCUUACAGAACUUGUAAAUAAUAGAGAUCUAUAAAUCAUACAGACUCUGUAUAUCCAGUAGAUCCUGAGAUCUAGAAUAUCGUGUAAUAAUAAUAAGAAAAAGAACAUUUUCAUAGCGCCUACAGUGCCGGAUCCAGACCUUUAGACAAGGGGGGAGGAUGGUCCCCAAAAAGAAUUUUUCUCGGCCCCUCGGGCGUCGGUUUGGUCUAAAAAUAGGGGGCACUGGAUCCCUCACUAGCCUAUCCAGUAAUGAUCUAGGGACUUAACAAAGUGAAAACAUGAGAAUAAUAAUAAAUAUUGAUUAAUUAAUUGAAGUUUCUAAAUAAAACACAAAAAAUCCCGUUUGACCCCGUUUUUUGGCUUUUUCCCACACUGCGCAGUCUGUUGCAGGCUGGUAAGUAGCGGGUUAUUAGGUCUUGAAUGUAGGUUGGAGAUUACUGAUGUUAAAAGAGGUUAAGGCUAAACACGGCUCCCGCUGUUUCUCGAUGUAAUAGUACUUUGACCGUCAGAAUUUAGCUCUAACAAGUACCAUGUCCUUUAGUGACUUUCCGCUUCCGCAGGAAAUGAGAGGUGGUUCUCAGUAUAUUGUACUCAGCAAUGGGUGAUUUCCAAUAAAUGCCACUUGUCCAUAGAACCUUUUUAAGACUAGGCACUGAUGAGUUUUACUGUGUAACAAAAGGCGUUAGUUUGUUCUUUUCUCCUUGCGGUUUUUGCUGAAGUGCCGACUCUCUAUCCGUAAAUUUAACUUCUGCGAGGAUUUUAUUUACCAGACAGCAAGUGUGACUUGAAGUUGUCAAUCUUCCUUCAAAUAAAUUUUUUGAAGAGUUGGUUCUCAGAAAUCUGAGUACUUCACCUUUAAAAGAAAUCCUUUUUUCACCCCGGAGGGUGUCAAGAAGUGAAAUCCGUGUAUCGAAAUGUCUCUGUUGGUUUAAAAUGUGUACGGAUGUCAAGGAUAGCGUCUUCGUAGAACCUCUUGCCCUUAAAGACAGUGGUGUCUGGGAAACUUAUUUCCUUCUCUGAAAUUUCAGCCAUAAAUUUUAUCGUAGGAUGAUGUAUGUUUGCUUCUAAAACAAACUGAUUUAUCGUCUCCGUUCCUGUUUUCCACAGGGAGAAAGCAUCUGAAACAUCGUCAAUGUAUCUUUUCCAAUCGAGGGGUUUAGUGUUAGGGUACAUUUUUGCUCAGUCUGCUUUAUUGUUCGCGCUUCUCUUCGUAAUCAUUAAUAUCUAUUCAGUUUAUUAUAUUUAUUUCGGUAUUGGACAUUUGAACUUUAUUCAGGGAUAUAUGAUAUAUAAGGAAAUAAGUUUGUUUAGGUCGGUUCAAAAAUCAAAAGUUCCACCAUAUCUCAAAUAUCUUUUGUUAAGGGACAAAGGAUGGUGUUUACAAGCUGUCAGAACAGUUGGACACACUUUAGAUUCUACUAGCAAACCUUUGCUGGUCAGUUAGUCCUGGCUAAAAGAUUUUUGCACCGACCUCUUUGGUGUUAGGAUCAAUCAAAAAUAGAAGUUGAACGCACGGUUAAUUGUAGAAAACAUCAUAAGUUUAGUUUCAGUCUUUCACGAUUACAGGUCUAAUUGAGGUUAAGAAACACCUCUUCAAGAUUAUUUAAAAAACACAGAAACAAGCUCGGAAGAUACAAAUAAUUACUUCUCUUGGUAGAUGUAUUCAGUUGUGGAAUGGGAAAGUAGGCGUUUCCUGUUAACGAAGUUCGUUUAUUUAAACCUAAGGUUAGUUCUCAUUUUCGCUUCCAAACUUUAAUCAUAAUCAGAUUUCCUUAUCUCGUUAAAAUUUGGUUGGAACCACGCGACGUAACACAUUUUUAGUUCUUUGUUCUCAGUUGGGCUAUUUUCAGCUAAAAUUAACUAACUUUCUUACUUUCAAACUAAAAUUUCUUUCGACUGAAUCUUAGAAAAUUUGCAUUUUUUCAAACCAUUGUUUUACCUUCGUGUAUGGUAAUUUGGCUAUAGAGAUAUUUUCAGUUUUGCAAUUUUUUCCACGGGCAGCUGAAUUUGAUUUAAUUCAGUAUCUUUUGUUCUAUCAGUUCUACCACCUCCUAACACCUAUUUUUACGCCUAAGAAUACUAUUGAUCUUUCUUAUAAAAUACUCUACUUAAUAGUUUAGUAUAAAGACAACCACUUUGUAAGCCUAGCGGCGCUUGAAAAAUUUUGGAACAUUAGUCUAACUUUUACUGAUAAUUUCUGUUUCAAUUAUGGACAUAAAAAUGUUCGCAGAGGGAGGGACUGUGAGUCUGGAGGUAGUUCCUCUCAUUAAACUGAAAGCCCGGGACUGAAAGGAGUUUUCCUUCAGUAUCAGUUUAAGCAUAUCUCGGAGUGAAUCGGUGGGAAUGGGAGUGGCGUUCUCAUAAAAGACUUCGUAUGAUGUCAUAUGCUUGGCGUACGGUGUUUAUCUCUUCUUCUUGAGGAAUAUUUGUGUAAAGACUAGUAACAUCCAUUGAAACUAGGAUCGCGUCUUCAGGAACUUUCCUCUCCUCUAUAAAAGGAUAAUAAAUUCUGUUGUAUCUUUUAGUUAGGAUUUUUGUGAUUUAGCGAUCGGCUGAUGAAUGUGGUCUAUGAUGAUAUUCGCUCUGUUGGGCCGCCACAGCCCUAAAUUAUAGGUCUUCCAGUUAGGGUUGGUUUGUGAAUAUUGGUUAGUGUGUAGAAGAGUGGUAUUCGCGUUACGCAAGGUGUUUGUGAAAGCCAUUUCUUGGCCAUUGUAUCAAUAUGACCUCCUUGAUGGAGAUCAUCAAUUAUUUCUUGGACCUUGAGAGGUCUCUUGUGCCACUGGUGCUUCGAGCGGCGUUUAGUUUUUUGUUGAAGUCGUUGUUUCUCUUAUCUUUAUUCAGCCUUCUGCUACUUCUGCGGNCGUUCAGCGCAUCAGUCUCCACUUUAAAUCAACAGAUCUUUACUUAUUUUGUACAACGAAGGUCUUUCCUAAGUUCCUGCUACCAUUUCAAUCUCAAGCAAGCUUUCAAAGUGAACAAUUUGGUUCAUAUAACCAUGCAGCACGGUCGCUGUCACUGGUCGCGUGCUCUUUGACAAGUCAGCGGUCGCGCAUGCUCAUGCAAAAAAGACCCCUGUUUUUAUUUGGAGAAGCAAAUAUUACCUAGAAUUUUAUUUUGCUUGACGAAGACUACAAAUUUCUAGAUGAACGUUCCAUUCAUGCACAAUUUUCGAAGCUUAUCUAAUAAAUUCCCUACGAUUUUCUGAAAUUCAAUUUCUCACAUUUCACUCCCUAGUUUAGGCUAUUUUUUUUUUGUAGAAAAAGGAAACCUAAAAUGUUCGAAUUCAAAAAUAUGAUUGAGAGAGAAAUCAGAAAAAUUCUCACUUUCACAAUACGUUAAAUUCGCGUAAACUGCCUAAAAAAUUUUCGGCAAAAUAAUGCUGAGGCCCUCGUAACUUCGAAAAGACUCAAGUUCCCCCAGCAUGAUCGAACAGACACAAAUUUUAAAGCGCCGCUUAGAACUCAUUUCUAGAGAUCUAAAAGUACUCUGUAAAGCCUAAAAAGUAUUUUUAACGUUUUUGGGAGGAAACCGUCGUUGAGUGCCCCUGAGUGCCCCUGCCACGAGCGGUUUUUUGUGAUUUCUCACUUUGCGCUUAUCUUUCUCCAUCCUUUUAACUAAAGACUCAGUUAUUAAACAGGGAUAAGAUUCACUCCCUUUAUUGCGUAAAGCUUUCAUCAUUUCUUCCAUUCUUUUGAAUUUGUCUGCUAGCUCGUUCGCUAGAAAUACUACAUUUUCAGUGCUCUCCUUUUCUGGUACCGAAGGAGGCGGAUUCUUAAUCAGUACUAGAUUGUCUAAUUUCCUUUCUCUGGGUUUUUUGUCAGUUUCUGCACUCCAAGCUUGAUUUUGCCCUUUUCCGCUCUUUGGUGGUGGUAGCUGAUCAACGCGGCGACUAGUUUUUGUUCGGCUUCUCUGCGAAUGCGGCUUAUGUCACUCUUAAAAAAUUGGACAGGCGUGAUGUUCACUCGUACGUUGUAUCGCAGAUCUUUUGGACAGGUCUUCGUUUCUGCGUGUGCGCUGAGUUGUUGAAUGGAUGCUUCUGUUUUCUUGAUUCCCUUGUCCAGAGCAAAGGCGCUGUUUCUCUCCUGAGUCUCCUUCUUCGACUACGGUUACGAUAGCCGGAAACGAUAACGUGAGAUCGUAAAAUCGAGACGAUUUUAAUUGAGCAAAAAAUCGCGCGUUUCCCAGAAACGAUGAGCGAUCCCCUAUUUUUUAGCGUACAGACGUCCCCCCUCUCUCAGGAAAAAUCGGGAGAGGAGAUUUUUCCUGAGGGAGGAGGGAACGUCUGUACACAGGCUCACUAUUUUUCUGUCCUUAGAAAUGUAGACCUGUUUGCCACAGGCUCCCCAGUUAAAAGUCAGGAUUGUUUAUUGUUCAUCCGUGCAGCGUGAUUGGUCCGUUUUGAGAUGAGCGCUUGAAUGUUUUCUAUCUUGCUCAGCUGUCUUGCUGCUGUCUUGCUGCUGUCUUGCUCGGAGACGGAUAGCGCUUUCUGCAUCAGUAUGCCAACGUGAAACUGUCGUUUUGUUUUGUUUCUUUGCUUAUUUCAAAGAGUGAACGUCGGAGCAUUGAUGAUCUUCCAAAAGCGUUCGACCCCGCUGUGAUUGAAACGAGACGCGAAGAAAGCUGGAGCCUUGGAGCUCCUUGGAAUUCCUACGAAACUGUCGCCAGCGAGAUGCUUGCAAUUUCUGGGAGGUGAACAUUCAGUGCGUUAUGAUAAAACGUUGGUAGCGUUAUUGAAUUGAGGUCUUCUGCAAAUUGUUGAUUUAAAUAGCUUAUUUCGUUCCAUUUACAGAACCCAAAGACACGUGCGGAGAUGGGAGACAGAACACCUUUCGUCGAGAGAACACCUUCGAAAACCAAAUCUUUCAGUCAGGUGAUUUCAAUUCAGUCAAGAUUUGAUAUAAAAAGGCUUAAUGGCGACACUUGUUUACGGUAA